AGUGUUUACCGUUUGACCUGGGAGAUGAUGGCACGUGCUUUGUUACGUAGCUGAACUGAAAACAUCUUUAUUUUUCCGAAGGGACACGCAUUUUGCCUCACUUUUGUAGCUGAACUUAAAAAAUUGUGAGCUUCAAUGGACCCAUCCAUGUCUACAGAAGCAUCAAUUCCUGAUGAUAUUGCCCUCAAACUUGCUUCUUCUCUUCAUGUAGCUGAUCUUUGCUCCUUGGGAAGUUGCUCUCGGUUUUGGUGGGAACUGUGUGGGUCGGAUAUUUUAUGGAAGUCUCUUUGUAGAAAAAGAUGGCCUGCUCUUGCUCUGGAGAUUGAGUCUUUAUCUUAUGACAACCACAACCAUGAGGAAUGGAAAGCGUUUUAUAUUAGGAAGCACAAUGAAAUGGCAGGAAAAGCAGGAGGCGUGAUUGAUUUUGUAAAUCGUUGUUUGGCAUUUGAGUCGAUUGAGGUGGGGCAUUAUCUGAAAGCAGUUAGGGACCUUGAUUCGAUGCUGUUGGGGUUUGAAGAUGUUCAUACAUUCUUCCUUAAAUCCAAGCACAAUGUGCUGCUGAACUUGAUUGGUUUGCACUACUGCCUUAUCUGGCUUGGUUUGCCGGGCGAAUGCGUCAUGGAAAUCCUAAAUAACAGCAAUAUCUCACAAAGGCAAGUAAGCGUACAAUGGUGGAAGCUUGGGAGGUGGUUGUUUGGCUUUCGCUUGCGUGACGAAUUAAUUACGCGUACCGUCUCUUUAGAAGAUCUUGCAACAGGGAAGGAGGAAGAAGUUCUUGGGGUACUUCAUCGAGGUGCGGUACAUGAGGUUAUACGAGUUCAGAUCUCCGCAGCUAAACCUGCAUGCACAUCCUGGUCUUUCCAGAACGCACAAGACGCAAACCAAUAAAAUAUUUUUCUCUAUCGUGUGUACAGAUAUUGUAAAUAUUUCACCUAAACUCCUACAUAAGAAUAAUUAUGAAGUCAUGAUGUUUACUUAUAGUUUAUCCUGUUAUAUUUAUUAUGUUGUGAAUAAUAAGAUCUGUCGGGGAAAGGAAGCUUGUGUUACUUGUAAAUUUGAUGAUUAUCGUUUGUA
Molecule: messenger RNA, 1074 nt
Organism: Capsicum annuum
Lineage: Eukaryota; Viridiplantae; Streptophyta; Magnoliopsida; Solanales; Solanaceae
Exons: 4
Coding region: 136-888 (250 amino acids)
Biological process (GO): SCF-dependent proteasomal ubiquitin-dependent protein catabolic process; protein polyubiquitination
Cellular component (GO): SCF ubiquitin ligase complex
Molecular function (GO): protein binding
Source: RefSeq, a predicted model, not a curated record